UUUGUGAAGACGGACAGAGCCAUUCCCCCGCGACUGAGAGCGAUGAGUUGCCCAAGAAAUGGAGCCCGAGGCUGUGGAGCCUGCGAUGCGUUUUCGCCACGGGGCGGGCGUCUAGACGCCAGGGAUCCCGGAGCAGCAGGGCAAGAGGACUGGCAGCAGCAGGAGCAACAGCGCCCGGAGCAGCAUUCAGAUGCAUAUGUUAUGAUAGCCCCAAAUCCAACAAAGAGGGAUCAGUUACAGAAAAUUGCUAAUAAAGAGCUGGAAGACCUCGCAAAAUGGAAGGAGCAGUGCAGGCCACGAGUGCUUAAUCUGGUACCCCAGAAACUGGGUGGGAAAACAUCAGAGGCUGAAGUGAGGCGAAAGCAGCAACUUGAACAUAUGCAGUCCAAAUACCGGCAAAAGCUGAAGAGAGAGGAAGAUGAACGAAUCAGGAGGGAGGCAGAAGAAGCUGACAUUUUGAAAAAGAAAGCAAUUCAAAGAGAAAAGGCCAAUAAACUUGAAGAAAAACAAAGGCAACAAGAAUGGCAAAGACGGCAGAUGUUUGAUGAGGACCAUUUCGUAAAAAACACCCAGUUUCUAAAUAGAAUGGAUUUAAGUCCAUCUAAUCGAAGAUCCUAUCAAACAGACUAUCGUAGUCUGGAGUCUACUUCUUGG
Messenger RNA from Anolis sagrei ordinatus, 654 nucleotides. NCBI's taxonomy places the organism in Eukaryota, Metazoa, Chordata, Lepidosauria, Squamata, Anolidae. The record is from RefSeq and is a predicted model, not a curated record.